This is a messenger RNA of Triticum aestivum (bread wheat), 1572 nucleotides long. Its product is annotated as 3beta-hydroxysteroid-dehydrogenase/decarboxylase-like. Lineage: Eukaryota; Viridiplantae; Streptophyta; Magnoliopsida; Poales; Poaceae. Gene Ontology annotation, biological process: steroid biosynthetic process. Gene Ontology annotation, molecular function: oxidoreductase activity, acting on the CH-OH group of donors, NAD or NADP as acceptor. The coding region runs from base 154 to 1254 and encodes 366 amino acids. The transcript is spliced from 7 exons. The record is from RefSeq and is a predicted model, not a curated record.
GGUCUCCUUGAUCGGUCAUACUAGUUUUCUUCAGGGCAACCCAAAGGAUCGAGCGACUAAAAUCGUACACAUCCGUAUAUAGUACAGCUAUCAAGCUAGCAGCUGGAUUGUUGUACUAAUACAUACGUACAGUACUUGCUAGCACGCGCAUGCAUGGAUCCUUCCCCGGUCGGCCAGGAAGCACGUCGGUUGUGCGCAGUGACCGGCGGCCGGGGAUUCAUGGCGAGGCACCUGGUCGCGGCGCUGCUCCGCUCCGGAGAUUGGCACGUGCGGAUCACUGACCUCGGCCCCGAUGUCGCCAUGGAGCCCGACGAGGAUGAUGGGCUCCUUGGCGCCGCUCUGCGUGACGGCCGCGCCACCUACAUCUCUGUCGACGUCUGCCAAUUGGCCCAGCUCACACAAGCUCUGGAAGGAGUAGAUACUGUUUUCCACACUGCUACUGCGGAUCAAAUCAAGAACAACUUCAACCUCCAUUACAAGGUCAACGUCGAGGGGACAAAGAAUGUCAUCGAGGCUUGUAACAAAUGCAAGGUUAAGACACUCAUAUACACUAGUUCCAGUGGAGUUGUAUUCGAUGGAGUUCAUGGCCUCUUUGGGGCAGAUGAAUCAACACCAUAUCCAGAUAAGUUUCCUGAUGCAUACACACAAACCAAGGCAGAAGCGGAAAAGCUGGUGAUGAGAGCCAAUGGAAUAGAUGAGCUUCUCACUUGUUGUAUACGUCCUGGCUCCAUCUUUGGCCCUGGUGACACACUAGUGCCAACUUUAGUUUCUUACGGAGGAAUGAUGAUCAUUGUUGGUGAUGGCAAGAAUUGUGAUGAUUUUGUAUAUGUUGAGAAUGUGGUGCAUGCUCAUAUAUGUGCCGAGAAAACCCUUUCUACGAAAGACGGUGCAAAGAGAAGUGGAGGCAAAACCUACUUUAUAACUAAUAUGGAGCCAGUGAAUAUGUGGGACUUUAUUUACAUGGUUUUGGAAGAACUUGGAUACAAAAGCCGUUUCAGAUUAAGAAUACCUCUAUGCCUUCUGGAGCCAAUAACAUUUGUGGUAAACUGGAGCUAUAAUAAUAUAUUCUCGCACUAUGGAAUGCGUCAACCUGGCAUGCUAACAUCCACAAGAAUUAAGUAUGCGACCCUCAAUAGAACAUUCAAGUGCAACAAUGCUGUUGAACAACUUGGUUACAAAGCAAUAGUCUCACUCAAGGUUGUUACUUUAAUUUUUCUUUGUUCAAUUUCUAUACUUAGUAUUUUCUUUCUCUAACAACUUUUAUGACCUUCGGUGUAAGGAGGGAAUAAAUAUGACUACUGAAUUCUACAAGCGCGUAAGGGCGUGAGAUAUGUGCAUUUCUACUUGAGAAGGGAGAGGGUGCACAAUUCGACAAACUCCAAGCCCUGCACCCAACAAUAUCUAGAUGUAUAUCCUUCUAUCUGAAAUUGAAGUGUGUUUGCGAUAUUGGACCAUAAUAAGAUUCACAAUUUAUGCUACCUAUCACUAUGAAUUGCAUAUGAAGGAAAAAUAUAUACAUGGAAAAGUUGAAAUUGAUUAAUUUGUUGUGUGGUCAAUCCGACCACUCAUGAA